This is a messenger RNA of Penicillium mononematosum, 399 nucleotides long. RefSeq lists its product as uncharacterized. The transcript has a single exon. The record is from RefSeq and is a predicted model, not a curated record. Lineage: Eukaryota; Fungi; Ascomycota; Eurotiomycetes; Eurotiales; Aspergillaceae. Bases 1 to 399 code for a protein of 132 amino acids.
AUGGUCCCUGAGACUGGGGUGUUGGAUCCUGAUCUCCAGAAUGCGCGGAGUUCUGACCGGUUUCAUAGAUAUGCCAGGACCGUUGUCGUCGGAGAACAGGUCCUCGCUUUUGUCAACACCCGAAUCAUGACCUUCCUCAGGGAAAGCAGUGCUCUGAUCCGGGAACUCCAGUCUGCUGCGGAUAUAGACCCUAGCCAGGAUCUCCACACCGGGAGCACCGAGAGGGUUUCCGGAGAAGCUGACUCUCUUGAGCAUGUAGCACUCCUCAAAGGAGUUCAGGAAAUACUUCCACGCCGCCCUUUGCCCAGCAGUACUGACCUCGAUGCAGUUCUGAGACAGAUCAAGAUCAUUCAGAUCACCGGUGCUGAGCCUUAUUGCCAUACCCAGCUUGGGCAAUGA